CGGGCGGCUCCGGGCGCCGCGCGCACACACCGGGCCGGCUCCCGAGGGCUCCAGCGCGGCCCCGGGGAGCGCGAGCGGGGAGCGCGCGGCCUGCGGUCAGCGGCCCAGCGGCCGGAAAGAUGGUGUCCUGGAUGAUCUCCCGAGCCGUGGUACUGGUGUUUGGAAUGCUCUACCCGGCAUACUAUUCAUACAAAGCUGUGAAGACGAAAAAUGUCAAGGAAUAUGUUCGCUGGAUGAUGUACUGGAUCGUCUUUGCCCUCUAUACUGUGAUUGAAACGGUGGCUGAUCAGACACUUGUAUGGUUUCCCCUGUACUACGAGCUGAAGAUUGCUUUUGUCAUUUGGCUGCUGUCGCCUUAUACCAGAGGGGCGAGUUUAAUAUAUAGAAAGUUCCUUCAUCCACUUCUCUCUUCAAAGGAAAGGGAAAUUGAUGAUUAUAUUGUCCAAGCAAAGGAAAAAGGCUAUGAGACAAUGGUGAACUUCGGACGGCAAGGUUUGAAUUUAGCAGCCACAGCUGCUGUCACAGCAGCAGUGAAAAGCCAGGGAGCCAUAACGGAGCGUUUGCGAAGCUUCAGCAUGCAUGAUUUGACAGCUAUCCAAGGUGAUGAGCCUGUGGGACAGAGACCCUACCAGACUUUGCCAGAAGCAAAGAGGAAAAGCAAACCAGCCAGUGAGUCAGCAGCCUACGGAGUUCCCCUGAAAGAUGGGAACGAGCAAACGGAUGAAGAAGCAGAGGGGCCGUUCUCAGAUGAUGAGAUGGUGACUCACAAGGGACUACGACGAACCCAGAGCAUGAAGUCUGUCAAGACCGUCAAAGGCCGGAAGGAGGUGCGGUAUGGCUCACUAAAAUACAAAGUGAAGAAGAGACCACAGGUGUAUUUCUAGUGUCUACACCUCACCUAUCUCAAGACAAAUAAUCCUAGCAGAUCAGCUUCAUUUUCUAACUCGAUGUGUUCAGGACUUAACACUUUAAAUCUUCCCAUUGUGGCAAUGACAGGAUUUACAUUAAUAACUUUAAAUAGUUCGUGUUUCUUUAACGAUGACUUUUAGAUAUGAACUGCUAAAUGUAGUUAUGUGAGGUUUAUUAAUGUACACGUAUAGACAGUGGUUACAGAAAAUCAUGUUAUCUUAUGUCUUCAACAGCAUUGAGUGUCUGCGAUCUGAGGAUAAAACAUAGACCCAGGGUAUACUUGAAAAGUCUCUGUUUCAGGGUGCACCUUGCCCUUCUGGUGUCGCAUUUGUUUACGCCCAUCCGUGCCACCCGCAUCUGUCACAAGAGAGUAGUGACAGCCACUGAGCAGCCAGUGUUGUGACAAAGACAUACUCUGUAAAGUGGUGACAUGUCCUUUACAUAAGCCUUGGAAGCUUUCCACCAUGAGCUAAAAGUUUUUGAAACAGAUAUUUGAAAACCAGGUGUCCACAUAGCACUUUCCUGGCUGGUUUUGCACACUUGGAAAUUGUUUACUUAUUUUGCACCUGUACAUUUACUUUAGAUUUUAUUGAUGCUGUCUUUUUUGUUGUCUGUGAUACUCUGACGUGUCAAAACUAUGCCUUGAAGUGCAUCAUCUCCCUUUCCCGUGUCCUUGUACCAUUUAUUAAAUUCACUUGAUUUGUAGUAGGGACACAUGGCUGAGUUAAAUUUGUACUUUUUGUUUGCUUUUUGAGAUGAGGUCUCUUGUAGCCCAAGGGUGGUCUUGAACUCCUGAUCGUCUUCCUUCCGGCUUCCACCUCACAGUUGCUGGGAUAACACCUGACUAACCAUUUUUUAAUUAUAUUCUUUACAAAUAAGAAGUUAUUAACGUCAACUAAUUUCUACAGUUGAAUUUGAUGUGUGUAGAAAACAGUCAAGACCAGUGUAGCACUUAGUUUUUUCUCCGUUUGUUUUUGGUUGUUUUGGGGGGGAUUAGAGACAGGGUUUCUUUGUGUAGCCUUGGUUGUCCUGUAACUCGCUCUGUAAACCAUGCUAGCUUGGAACUCACAGAGAUCCACCUGACUCUGCCUCCCAAGUGCUGGGAUUAAAGGCUCAUGCCCACCACUGCCCGACUGCGCUUUUCUGACUCAUGAAAUUGCCCAAUGACCACACCCCAUUCUCAAGCUUGGCAGAGGCAGAUGCUGGCUUACGGACCUGGCAGUGACUAAAAUCAUUUGAAUCUUUUUCUUUUAUUCCCUGAAGCUGAGUGUCAAACAUAGUUGAUGCUAUAUGGCACAGGAUCCCAGAAAUAGACCUCCUUUCUAAUCUAAGAGAUUUAGAGGGGUUGAACUCAGAGUCUCUUCUCAGCUUGCCCUACUGACUGCAUUCGUGUGUAUUUGAGUUGAUGGAUAACCAAAAUCUCAAUAAUCAAACAAUGUUUACUUGGGGGUGUAUGAGUGUCAUUCAUGCAUGACCUGUUGAUGCCACUCUGAAUAUUUCCUAAACUGACUCACAUUCUUAACGUGUAACACCAAGUGAAAAUUCAGUUUUUUCCCAAAUUUAAUCUUACAUCUCCAUCUGCUUUGCUUUGACUCACAGCCUCAUUGUUAGUCGAAGGAUUCUCUAACUUCUAUUCAAUCAUCUAUAAAAUCACAUAAUAAAUUACUGGAAAGAGUGUUAUUUAUUUUUCCUGGACGUGUCCUGCUCUGUACAAAUGCCAUGCUGCAUGCUUGGUUUCCCGGGCAGAGGCAGUGUGGCCUGAUAAGGCAAUUGGAUAAGUAAGUUACUCUGUCUCCACGGGGACUGGUUGGCACCAUUUUAUCUUUUAGAAGUCCAGUCUCAGUAUUAAACCUGCCCUUUGGAGCUGAUAGACAGACACCAUGCUUGACAUAGGCAAGUUCAAUCUGAGAAUCAAA
Mesocricetus auratus (golden hamster) is the source of this 2825-nucleotide messenger RNA. RefSeq names its product receptor accessory protein 3 (gene Reep3). Gene Ontology annotation, cellular component: cytoplasmic microtubule; endoplasmic reticulum membrane; endoplasmic reticulum tubular network. The record is from RefSeq and is a predicted model, not a curated record. NCBI's taxonomy places the organism in Eukaryota, Metazoa, Chordata, Mammalia, Rodentia, Cricetidae. Gene Ontology annotation, biological process: endoplasmic reticulum tubular network organization. Gene Ontology annotation, molecular function: microtubule binding. Bases 120 to 884 code for a protein of 254 amino acids. The transcript is spliced from 8 exons.